GCGAUGCAUUGUGGGGGGAGUUAAAGGGUGUUUCGUGUGACAUUGAAGAGAAGUGGUCUUUAUAUUUGGUCUGCGAGGCGGGACGAGGCAAUACAGGCUACUUCUGGAAGGAUGGGUGCCACAGCUUCAAGUUCUACAGUUCAGCCAUCAACUGCAGCACAGCAUGCCACAACCCCGCCACCUGGGUGCCCAAUGCAUCAAGACAGUCAACCAGCUUCCCCACCACCAGGAUGCCCAAUGCACCAAACUGCUGGGUCAACCCCAGCAGAGCAGAAUGGGGGUCCCCCAGUCCCAGCACACCAGGAGAGAGCCUAUGAGUUUGUGGAAUGCCCAAUGAAGGCAGCGGCUGGAGGAGACAAAAUGCCUCAUGACAUCGACCCAGCAAACAUGAUGCCCCCUCCAAACCAGACACCAGCCCAGGACCAGCCUUUCCCCCUGCCUAUAAAGAGAGAAGUGUCCAGUAUUCCCAGGACUGGUUCAGACAAACAGUGGGUCUACCCUUCUGAACAGAUGUUUUGGAAUGCAAUGCUGAAAAAGGGGUGGCGCUGGAAAGAGGAUGAUCUUGGUCCUCAAGACAUGAGCAACAUUAUCAAGAUUCAUAACCAGAACAAUGAACAGGCUUGGCAGGAAAUAUUAAAAUGGGAAGCCCUUCAUGCUAAGGAAUGCCCAUGCGGACCAUCUCUGGCUCGGUUUGGAGGCAAAGCUAAAGAAUUGUCACCAAGAGCCAAAAUGCGCUCUUGGAUGGGGUAUGAACUGCCUUUUGACAGGCAUGACUGGAUUGUUAACCGCUGUGGAAAAGAAGUGCGAUAUGUGAUUGAUUACUAUGAUGGAGGAGAAGUUGAUAAGCAGACCUAUCAAUUUACUAUCCUUGAUGUCCGCCCAGCUCUGGACUCCCUUGGGUCUGUUUGGGAUAGAAUGAAAGUGGCUUGGUGGCGCUGGACUUCAUAAUUCUUCACUACGUAUUAUAGAUAACAUUCAUAUCCUGGACAGAAAAAAAAACUAUUUAUAAUACAAGUACUGUAAUUGGCCUUUCCUUCCAUUAUGUAUUGUUUAAAAAAAACAUGAAACAUGAAAAAAAGAACAUAUCUAAACAUGAAAAAAGAACAUAUUAUGUUCCGAUUCUGAACUUUCUCUUUUAAAGGGUUUCUUAAUGCAGACUUUUUGGCUUGAUAUUUGCAUAUCUGUUUGUCCACUCAGCAGUGUAAGGGCUCAAUAAAAGUAGGGUUCUGAUCAUUCUGAUUGGACUUUGAGAUCAUAGCCUCUUCUGUUACAGAAUUUGCCCACCUGUGGUUGUGUUUGCCAAGUUAAACUCUCAAUCAAGAAAUCAUUAACAAUGUGUCAACAUGGUUGAUGGCUCUGGGAAAAUGUAGUUGGGCAAGACAUCCACAACCUCUUGUCCAGCCUCUGACAUUUGAUGAUUGUUGUAUUUAUUAAAUAUUUUAAAUGUAGAUUUCACUGCUUACCGUCACAAUUAAACUUUAAACUAAGGGCUAACUUUUUUUUUCCCCUGAAAAGUGUUUUGAAAAAAUGUGGUUUAGUUAUUUAAACUUUUUAAAAUGACUUUUUUUUUGUCUUGUUGAUUGUGUUUUUUUUUUUUUUUUUUUUUUUUUUUAAACUAUGUCUGCCAUUUAUUAAUUUCUGUUUGUCCAGUAAACCAGCAUUUUGUACUGAACAAACAUACCAGAUACAGUUACUAAUAAAAACCUGCUUAUAAAUAAAAAUCAACUCUAAUGUUUUCAGUGUUUGGGGUUGGAAUGUGUUCAUGGCAAAAAACUUAAUAAAAUAU
Messenger RNA from Polyodon spathula (Mississippi paddlefish), 1786 nucleotides. RefSeq names its product holocytochrome c-type synthase-like. Lineage: Eukaryota; Metazoa; Chordata; Actinopteri; Acipenseriformes; Polyodontidae. Gene Ontology annotation, biological process: cytochrome c-heme linkage. The record is from RefSeq and is a predicted model, not a curated record. The transcript has 7 exons. Gene Ontology annotation, molecular function: holocytochrome-c synthase activity. Gene Ontology annotation, cellular component: mitochondrion. Bases 112 to 948 code for a protein of 278 amino acids.